Molecule: messenger RNA, 2071 nt
Organism: Larimichthys crocea (large yellow croaker)
Lineage: Eukaryota; Metazoa; Chordata; Actinopteri; Sciaenidae
Product: transcription factor jun-D
Exons: 1
Coding region: 235-1056 (273 amino acids)
Biological process (GO): regulation of transcription by RNA polymerase II; regulation of cell cycle; regulation of cell population proliferation
Cellular component (GO): transcription regulator complex
Molecular function (GO): transcription factor binding; RNA polymerase II cis-regulatory region sequence-specific DNA binding; DNA-binding transcription factor activity, RNA polymerase II-specific
Source: RefSeq, a predicted model, not a curated record
GCGCUCUGCUGUGACAUAAUGGAACGUGCGAGCCUUGAAAAGCUCGCGGCGGUGCGCGCGGACCACACUCAGACCCAGCUCGAGCACAGAGGACUGACAGCUGCUCCGGUGAGGUGUUAAAAUAUUAAUAACACACAAUAUAUUUAAAAUUACAUUUUAUUUCUGAGAGGUUAUGGACAGGACUCCGUACUGAGGGAGUGCCGAGUACGACUUGUUAUUGUGACCGCGGGAAUAAUGAUGAAGAAGGAUAUUAACUUAAGCCUGGCAGACGACGCAGACCUCAAACCGCAUCUCCGCGACGCCGAGAGCAUCCUCAGCUCCCCGGACCUGGGGCUGCUUAAACUAGCCUCCCCUGAGCUGGAGAGGCUAAUCAUCCAGUCCAACGGGAUGGUCACCACGACGCCCACCAGCUCCCAGUUCCUCUACCCGAAGACGGUGACAGACGAGCAGGAGUUCGCGGAGGGCUUCGUGAAGGCGCUGGAGGACCUGCACAAGCAGAACCAGCUGAGCGGAGCCGGGCAGACGAACACCAGCCUGGACCUGGGUGCUAACAUCGCCCCGGUCACCCUGCAGCCGGAUCUACCGGUGUAUACAAACUUGAACAGUUACGGCAGCGGACCACUGGAAACCACUGUCAACUACUCCACGGACACGGUCCCUUUCCCGCCUCCCCCGUCGCAUCAUUUGGGGGCAGCCCCGCCGCAGUCGGAGCUUUCUCGGGUCCAGCCGCUGAAGGAGGAGCCUCAGACGGUCCCCGACGUUCAGAGCUUCGGGGAGAGCCCGCCGCUGUCUCCCAUCGACAUUGACUCACAGGAGCUCAUGAAAGCCGAGAGGAAGAGGCUCAGGAACCGGAUUGCAGCCUCCAAGUGUCGGAUGCGCAAACUGGAGCGCAUCUCCAGGCUGGAGGACAAGGUGAAAACGCUGAAGAGCCACAACACCGACCUGGCCUCCACGGCUAGCCUGUUAAGGGAGCAAGUGGCCCAGCUGAAGCAGAAAGUCCUCACCCAUGUGAACAGCGGCUGCCAGCUGCUGCCACACGAGGUUCAAGUGCACUAGUCGGCGGGGACGGACCUGCAGUUGGGCUACUAACCAGCAUUAUAAGCUUCAUGGACUUUAUUAAUGUCGGUUUCUCUGUAUGUAGCGUAGCCCAGAUGUGUGGGAUGAAUGCCAGGCCACGUAGGCCAAACUGUACAUUGAUAAUCAGCUGUUUAAAGGGGUUGUUUGAGCAUCGGCAAAAUAUAAACAUACCUGGUAGAACAUAAUUUAAUAUGCUGGGCGAUGAGACUCUUCUGCUAUAAUCGGCCAAUAGACAAUAUGGACACGUUGCAUUUAUAUUUAAAUAAUCAAUAAAAGCGAUUUCAAGGCUCCACAUUGCCCCUCCAGCCAUGGAGGGCUCACCAGUAUUAAUCUUUAGAUUUUAAACAAACAAUCGCCAAUUGGUUUACUGGAUUUAUGCGGAAAUGGAGAGUAUUUGCCUUUUGUGUGUUAGGUGUAUAAAAUCUUGUUCUACCUCGUAUAUAUGUUUACUGGUGGACAAGGCGACAUUAAACUGCAUUUUUUUGUAAUGGAGUUUGGCCACAGUGAUGACAGGAGACACAUAUCUAGAUUCUCACCCCCCCCUGUACAAAUGUUUACAGAUGGCCUGUGUGAUGGACCAAAUGGAUUUUCAAUGUUUCUACUGUAAUAUGCACAUUUAUGACACAAACACAACAUAUGAGGAAUUGGCUGUAAACAAAAUACCAGUUGAUUUGAAAGAGAUAAUCUACACACAUAUGCCACACAUUUCUGUAGGGAACAGUUUGCAUGUUGUUGACAUACUCGAAUGUGGCCCACAGAUGGGUGUCAAAGGGUGCAGUUAAUCAGUCUUUAUUAUCUAUAACCUUUACAAACACAUGUAUUUAUGUAUUUCUACUCUAAUGUGUCCUAUUUCAGUGUGUUCUUGUUUUAAUGUGAACAGUGGUAACCUUUUCGUUGCACUGACUGUUGCUGUCACCUCUAGCCUAUAGUUAUUUGGCUGUAUGCCGCUGUGUUCUUAAUUAAAUGCUGCUGGCAAUAAACACUGUUUCCUCCA